GCUCAACUAGGUAUGUAACAUUAGCCGGGCCGCUACUUUAGCUUGUAACGAAAAAGAUCUACAUCCACUCAGACCGCACACGGAGUGAUGCUCCUACGCGUAAGCAGUUUUGUUGCUUAGAUCACUAACAAUGAAUAAGCGAUUGCGAUCUUGCGUUGUCUUUUUCUUUGUUCGUCGCACGCGGCCUGUCCGACUCCUCACGUUGUGGGAAAUAGAUCGAAAAGCGAUCCAAUAGGAACCGUAGUUCUGAGCUCUUGCACGAGUUCUAGAUACCGCGUUACUUUUUUUUAUAGUAACGCAUGAGCGGUCUCAGUCUGAACAACUUUGGUGGCUUCUCUUUUCGCAUCUUCUCUACGUGCUAACGGUUACAUUUCGCCACGAAAAAAAAGUGCAGUCACAGCUUAUUUAUUACCCAAUUCGAAACAAGUACCACAACCACACGCUUUGUCUGCUAGUACCAAUCCUCUUUGAUGGUUUGUAACGACAAGAUGUGAUCGAUGGCUACAUCAAUUUGAAUUUUAUUUUCGCGAUUUCGGUCUGUUGAACUGUAGACUGUACGUUUUCGUGUAUUUCAUCUCACUGAGACUACCCACUACCACCGACCCCGCAAACAAACCACGAUGCCGGCCUCCACAGCAGCGUCUUCUCAAAGCGUCGCGCCCCGCACGACAGGGGAGGAUGCUGAUGACUCGCGUGAAGCCAAGAAAAAAACCUUCUCGGAUCUUCUGCUGAAAAGCGGAAAUACAACCUUCGAACUGUGGCUUUCGUCACUCGAGGCCGUGGAAGAAAAUACCAGAGCGACGCGUUAUCAACAGCUAGUCGUGGGGGCUAUGGUACGUAGUGGAAGAUCAAAUGGGGCUUAGCGACGUUUGCAUGACUUUCAGCUUUAUUUUUGAGUUUGACCCGCACGUAGAGCUGGUGUUACACAAUUAUGCUGCGGGACCAAUAAAGUUAAGUUUGAGUUUGUUUCCCAAUUCCUAUUCUACUGUUUUUCGGUUCAGGUGAAUUCCUGGCAAUUUGGUUGCCUCCACGCGAACCGGAGAAAAGUGGAAGAGGGAGGUGAGAAAGCUGUUGUGGUUAUUCUGUCGCGCGAUGCCCGCCUCCCCCUCGAUGUCGUUCACAAGAUCCGUUUUCUUAUUGGCGAGGUGGAAAAACAUGAUUUUUGCCGCAUCACUCCGAUGGCCGAUCUACAACAGAUGUCCAACAUCCAGCGGGGCCGAGACCUGAAGGCCGCGGCGGACUACUUUGUCGACCUGGCCCGCAAGGCGGCGGAAAGCGGCGGCAGCAUGAUUUCGAUUACCGAGGCGCAGCUGCAGGCGAUGCCGAAAAUGUCGGACGGAGCCACUAUUCACUUUGGGAACGUGUGCGCUAUUCUGAAGGAAAAAGGCUACGAUUUCAUGGACGCCGAGGGGACGUGGUUCGGCAUCGGUGACAUUUUUGACCACGGGGAAUUUCCGGCGCGUGGACCGGUCGUGAUGCAAUUUCACGGGAUGAACGCCAGCGAUUUUGACCCCCUGUUCUCGUGCCAAUUGGCGCGGGACUUUGAAAGAGGCCAAGGACUGUACAGAUCGCCCACGACAUCUCUGGACAGCGCGAAUUCAUCAUCUUUAUCCGUAAGUAUGCCAAGGACAGCUGGUGCUGGAACGCCUCUCGUUGAAAUCAAUCGCGUGGCACGAACCGCUCUUGGUCUAGGCCCCGCUCCUGCUCCGACACCACGACCCCAAAACCGGUUCCUCGCUGCCUUUGAGGAAUCUCUGCGGAGAACCCAGGCCGAGAUGCUGAAAUACAUCACGGACCUGGCUUUCUUAGCCUUUUCCAACGCCGAACCGCGGUUCGUCCUGACCGAAGAGAUUUAUAAUGCUCCGCCGGCUCGGCAUUUGCCGAGUGGCGCACCCUAUCCCAUGUUCCGGCAUCACGUCGAGCAGAUGCACCCGGAUAUCCCUUGUAGAAACGUCCCCACCCCAUAGGUGUGAUGCAAUUGUGCAUGCCAAAAAAGUUUCUCAUGCGUGGCCGUAUGAGAAGCAUUUUCUGUUCGUGUUUUGGAAUUUGUGAUGCUAAAAUCGGCAUGCUAUGCUAGAUCUGUGAUGCUUCUGAACUAGCUAAACAGGAUUACACUACGAGGACAAACUUGUCAUGCGAAGCAACCAAAGUUGGCUGAUUUGUCUAGCAGAUUCCCCAUCUUGACUCUGAUAUGGGGGCGCUUUUACUCAGGAUACCGGAUCGAUCUGGCGCCGCCUACGAAGAGUUUGGGCUGUUUCCGCACUUAGCCAAGGUGCCUGGCUUGAACGUCAGGUCAGAGGAAAUCAACGGCGCGCGCGCCUGGCCCGUCACGAUCGGACUCAGCUUGGGGACUCAACAGCAGGGCGGAGUGUAAAGAAAAGUUGUAUAAAGGGAUACUACGUACAGGUGAGCGCCGUUGUGCCCCCCACUGAAAAUUGAAGAUGAUUUGUUUCGCUUCCGGAGAUUCUGGAACUCUUUGAAAAUUGAACUAACCGCUACUGAGGCUGACGAGCAUGAAACUGAAAAGGAAGAUACAAAGGUAUUGAAGAAUGAAACUGAAAGAGAUGAAAAUAGUAAAAGGAAUGUCGCUACUUUAUGUUAAGUAGCUGGUUGAUUGAUUCCGUGGGCUCACGAAGUGUGUCAU
Molecule: messenger RNA, 2644 nt
Organism: Amoebophrya sp. A120
Lineage: Eukaryota; Dinophyceae; Syndiniales; Amoebophryaceae
Source: the annotation of a GenBank genome assembly